UAGAAUGUCAGUGGUCCAUACAACUAUCUACCAUUGUAUUGCUGAAAAAGAAUGUGCAUGAGCACAUUGGUGUACCCUCCACUAUAAAAACUGAGAGUUGUACAAGUGAUUCAUAUUGCAUAAAAUAUAGAAGUAGUCACAAACUAUGAUAUCAUUGUAUUCUGACCAAAACUCUUAAACAAAUGCAUUUUCCAAUUUCAGACCGAAGAAAAUCAGCAUUUAUCAUACCAAGGUAUAGAUCCAGACAGUGUCCUGAAUGGAGACCUGGAAUCAGGGGUUGCUGAUUAUAUCACCCAGCUUUUACGUAUACAGUUCCCUGGUGUAAGUGGACUGCUAGCACCAACACAUUUAUAUGCUUUAGCGAGAGAACACAAACACUAUCAGAAUAUACCAAGUUAUGAAUUUGCUGUCCAAAUACAUGUGUAUCCUGGACAUUACCUAAUGUCUGCACAAAUCAAUGGAACAUUGUAUGUUAUAGACAGUUUGUACCACCAGCAACACCUUGCUUUUGUUAUGCCUCAAUUGAAAUUACUAUAUACAGAAUCCGCUGUGAGAUCUCUUAGAUACAUAAGCCCACAAUCACAAGGAAGUACAAAUCUGUGUGGAUAUUUUUCUGUAGCUAAUACAUAUUGUGUGCUCUUAAACAGAUCAGUCCCCUAUGGAAACUUUUGUAUUGAUCAGAUGAGAAGUCAUUUGAGGUCCUGUUUAAUCAAUGGUGAAGUAACAUCAUUUCCAAGUGAUAAUUCAGAUUCUGUGAAGAAGAAAGAAAGCUCAGGUUUACUAAGUAAAUCUUCAGUUCAAAAUGCUCCUAAUAAGGAAUCUGGUGAAAGUUUGAUUGAAAAAUAUUUCACUUAUCAGAACAAAAAGAGUGUUUUAAAGAAACUAACUAAAAGAGAAAAGUACAACUUAAAAUUACAGAAAAAUCGAAACCAAAGACAAACAGCUAAAAUUAGUCCAAAGAAUUUCUUUAAAGAUGAAAGGCGUUUGAAGGACAAAGAAAGAAAACACAAAGAACGUAAAAAUAUGACUAGUUUACAGAAACAGGAAAUAAGAAACAAAGAUAGUGCUAGGAAAAAACUGAAACGGAAAAAAAUGGCUGACAGUGAAAGAAAUGUGACAACUGAAAAAGACAAAGACCGUAAAAUUAAUGAAAGAAGCAAAUUAACAAAUAUUGAAAAACAAAACAAUCGUGAAAUAAAUAGACUUCAACAGCAAAAACUUCGCUCUUUAAAAACUACUGAAGAGAAACAAAUACUGAGAAACAUUAAUUCAAGUACAAAAAAGGUAUUCAGAGACUCAAGAAGUGAUCAAGAAAAAAAAUCAGAUCGUUUAAAACAUUCACAAGCCAAAAAACUUUCUAGAGACAAUCAAAGUGAACAAAAGAAACAGGCAGUUUGUUUAAAAGACAGAAAAGCACAUAAAGAAUUGAGAAAUUCUAAAACAGAAAAAGAAAAAGAAGCAAAUCGUCUGAAAAAUAAGAUAGCUCAUAAAAUAACAAGAGAGUGUCAAAGUGUAAAAGAAAAAGAAGCAAAUCGUCUGAAAGAUAAGAUAGCUCAUAAAAUAACAAGAGAGUGUCAAAGUGUAAAAGAAAAAGAAGCAAAUCGUCUGAAAAAUAAAAUAGCUCAUAAAAUAAGAAGAGAGUGUCAAAGUGUAAAAGAUAAAGAAGCAAAUCGUCUGAAAAAUAAAAUAGCUCAUAAAAUAAGAAGAGAGUGUCAAAGUGUAAAAGAUAAAGAAGCAAAUCGUCUGAAAAAUAAGGUAGCUCAUAAAAUAGCAAGAGACUAUCAAAGUGAACAAAAGAAACAGGCAGUUUGUUUAAAAGACAGAAAAGCACAUAAAGUAUUUAGGAAUUCUAAAAGUGAAAAAGAAAAAGAAGCAAAUCGUCUGAAAAAUAAGAUAGCUCAUAAAAUAACAAGAGAGUGUCAAAGUGUAAAAGAUAAAGAAGCAAAUCGUCUGAAAGAUAAGAUAGCUCAUAAAAUAGCGAGAGAGUGUCAAAGUAAGAAAGAAAAGCAAAUUUCAAGUUCCUUAGAAAGUUGCAGGAAAAAAAGAAAGCGAAAGAUGGAAUGCGAAGAACAGAAAGAAAUUAAUCGAGAAAAAGAUAGGAUAUCACAUAAAAAGAGAAGACUGAGCCAGUCUGAACAUGUUAAGGAAGUUUCAAGAGAAACUGAUAAGCUAAGGCAAAAUAAUAAAAGACACAGUUUAAGAGAAAAACAGUCAAAUAUAUCAAAAAGAAGCACAAGUGACUUGUCAAAAGAUGAAUUAAAUCAUAUGUUACAGAGUUUUUUUCAUGCUAUAUCUGAUGGACCUACCUAUGUGUGUUGCUGUUGCAACAGGUUUUUGUAUCGAUCUGCAGUUAAACGGCUUUCAAGUACAUUAAACCAGAACUCAACAAAAAUACCUAACUUUUCUUUGCAGUUAAAUGAGUCAGAAAUUUCCUGGAUAUGUGACACUUGUUCGACAAGUAUUCAGAAAAAUAAAUUGCCGUGUCAAGCUGUCUCAAAUCACUUAGAUGUUGAACCAGUACCACUUCCAUUGAAAAAUUUGCACAAUCUAGAGAAACAACUUAUAAGCAAGAUAAUACCAUUCAUGAAAAUACUAUCACUCCCAGCAGGCUCUCAACAUGGCUUCAAAGGACAGGUUGUACUGGUACCGUCCAACUUACAGAAAACUGCUACAGCACUCCCACGUCAGACUGGUGAAACACAAGUUGUGGCAUUAUCAUUGAAGAGGCGACUGUCAGACAAGUAUGGGUCAGUCAGGCAGUACAUUCGUCCACAUGCUGUUAAUAAUGCAAUUGAUUUUUUAACAAAAAACAACUCACAUUAUUCUACUGUAUCUGUGAAUGAAAACUGGACUGACGAAAGUAAAAGCAAUGAUGAAAUGUUUUGGAAUACUGUUUCACAAACCACUAACAUUUCAGGUAAAAGUGAUUCAGAGGAAGAUAUUCAGAAUGAAGUUGAAAUAAGACAGACGUCAGAUCCCAAAACAAAUACAGAUGAAAAUUCUGGUGAAAUAAUAGACUCUGAAGAUGAGGUAGACAAUGACAAUCCACUAGAAAUCGUUGAAGAUCUAAGUUUUAAGAGAUCACUGGACUCUACAACAUGUUUGUAUCCAGAAUUUGGACCAGCUGUGCCAGGAAAUAAAAUACUGAAUCUAGCACCCGGUGAAGGUCAGGUCCCAGUGUCUGUGUUUUAUCAGGAUCAUUGGGAGACAUUGGCAUUUCCAACACUGUUUCCUUCAGGUAAAGGUUCAUUUCAUGAAGACAGGCAAAUUAAGAUAACCCCAAAGAAAUAUGUUAUAUCAAGGUUACUGUCAAAAGAUUGUCGCUUUGCAGAAAGUCCUGAGUACACUUUCCAAUGUCUCCAUUGGAUUGAGUCUACUACAGUGUCUGACAGUAUUAAUAUAUCACUUAAAAAGUCUAGACAGUCACCAGUUACUGUUCGCCAGCUACAGGAUCCACAGAGAGUGCAUACAUUAUUUAAAGAUGAAGAAAUAUUUGCUUCUUUCAAGAAGAUCCGAGGCACACCACAAUAUUGGAAAGAGAUGCAACAAAAUAUGUUGGCCAAAAUUAGGCAUUUUGGUACAUACACAUUUUUCCUGUCUGGGUCAGCCGCUGAUUUUCAUUGGCCAGAACUUAUCAGAAUUGUGGCAAAACAGUAUGGAGAACACUACAGUCUUGACUACGUAGAAAAUCACAUGGACAAGAAGACCAAACGCAACUGGCUUGCUCGAAAUCCUGUUACUGUUGCCAGACACAUCGACUUUAUCUUCAGAAAAUUGUGGGGAAAUGUCAUUUUGUCUGGUGUUCAUCCAAUAGGUCAGAUUUUGAAUUAUGACAUCAGGAAAGAAAUGCAGAGCCGUGGCACUGCUCACUUCCAUUCCGCCAUUCAUGUUAAAGAUGCACCUGUAUUAGACAAAGACAGUGAUGAUGUUGUUAUUACUUUUGUUAACAAGUACAUAACAUGCUCAAUACCAACUGAAAAUGAUAUAUUAAAGGACCUAGUUCUCUCACGUCAGACACAUCACCAUACCAGAACCUGUAAGAAAAAGAAAGGACUUAAUUGUCGGUUCCACUUUCCUAAACCUCCUUCGGAAACAACUGUUAUAGCACGGCAACCUACUGGAGAGCUAGCUAGGCGUGAGUUGGAUAAUGCUAGACAGAUCCUCAAUGCUGUGAUGGAAACACUUGAGAUAACUGGCACUGAUGUAACCCUGACAGAGCUCCUGACAGCUGCAAACAUCAACAAGCAGGACUAUAUGCAAGCUAUCAAGUCUUCUUUGAAAAGGACAUCCAUCAUCCUGAAAAGAACCCCUUCAGAAAGUCACGUGAAUCCAUAUAACUCUGUUAUCCUUUCAGCAUUAAGGGCAAACAUGGAUAUCCAGUUUAUAACUGAUGUGUGGGCCUGUGUUGCUUACAUUACUUCAUACAUGUGUAAGCCAGAACGCACUAUGUCAGACCUUAUGAGAAAUGCUUGCAAAGAAGCAAACAAUGUGAAAGACAAACUAAAAAGGAUUGGCAGUACGUUCUUAAAAAGCAGAGAAGUCUCACAGCACGAAGCUAUUGCACGUUUGCUCGGACUUCCACUAAGAGAAACAAAUACCCCCGUAUUGUUUGUCCCCACUGGAUACAGUCAUCAGCGUACAAGACUUCUGAAACCACCACAGGUUUUGGAGAAGUUGAAUGAUGAAGAUACUGAUAUUUAUCAGCCGAACAUCACAGAUAAAUACUCUGCACGACCUAAUAACCUUGAGGAGAUAUGUCUAGCUGAAUUUGCAGCUAACUACAUGACAGCUAGCAAAUCCUGCACUACAGUUGAAACUCUUGAUGAGAUAGAAUGUAACACAGAACAAUCCACAUCCAAGACAAUAAAACUUAAAAAUGGAUUAGGAACAAUGAAGAAGCGUAAAAAACCAGUAAUCCUGAGAGAUUAUCCUGUGUCUCGUGAGAAGGAUUCUGAGAAGUAUUACCACAGGCUGCUGUUGCUCUACCUUCCAUGGAGGCAUGAGGAUGAGUUAGAGAAUGAGGGAAGUUUUGAAGAGAAGUUCACCAACCACAUGAAAGCAAUCGAGAAAACCAUUCAGCAUUAUGAACCAUUUGUAGAUGAAGUGCAGAUGGCUGCCACAAUGUGUGAUACGGAUAACUGUGAUGAGGAAAUCUGGGACACAAUCGCUCCUCAAGCUGAACAAUGCCGUGA
This is a messenger RNA of Ruditapes philippinarum (Manila clam), 5192 nucleotides long. RefSeq lists its product as uncharacterized. NCBI's taxonomy places the organism in Eukaryota, Metazoa, Mollusca, Bivalvia, Venerida, Veneridae. Gene Ontology annotation, biological process: telomere maintenance; DNA repair. Gene Ontology annotation, molecular function: DNA helicase activity. The record is from RefSeq and is a predicted model, not a curated record.